This is a messenger RNA of Brassica rapa (field mustard), 10849 nucleotides long. RefSeq names its product protein DETOXIFICATION 49. Gene Ontology annotation, biological process: xenobiotic detoxification by transmembrane export across the plasma membrane. Lineage: Eukaryota; Viridiplantae; Streptophyta; Magnoliopsida; Brassicales; Brassicaceae. Gene Ontology annotation, cellular component: membrane. The record is from RefSeq and is a predicted model, not a curated record. Gene Ontology annotation, molecular function: antiporter activity; xenobiotic transmembrane transporter activity.
AGCAUAAUGAAAGGUACCUAAAUUUGUUUGGAUUUAUUUGUUUGGAUUUAUUUGUUUAUGGGUUUAAGAGAGUAAAGACCUCAAGCUAGACCUCUUCAUUUCUUCAAUAAGACAAGUGACGAGAUUUUUGCUUUCAUAACCGUACAUUUGACCUUAAAACCUUCUUCAGGUGCUCUGUUUCAUUCACAAAGUUAAAACAGAACCAUUUCAUCAGAAUGUCCAGUGGGCUUGGUCGUUUUGCCGAGGCUCAGUUCUUCUUUCUUACUCCUCUGGGCUUGUUUUGUUGUUGGCCCGUUUGGGAUUCCACACUCUGAUUGAUUUAAAGUGUUACCUCUUUCUGUAGAUGGGUAGUUUGUUUGAUUGACACCAAAUCUGAACCUGACAUCAAAUAUUAGCUGCCUAGGUAGAGUUUAAUAAAAAUGGCUGUGAUAUUAAAGAUAGGAUGAGAAAUAGGUUUCACAAAUAAAUUCGUAAGAGUAACAAUUUCAUGCACAUAGUUAUUAUCUAUAGUUCAAAAUGUUCCGAUCGUGAAUGUUGGAGGUGAGUUACACACGCCUAGUAAAUCAUUUUCAAUGUCACUCUAUUUUUUAAUUCUAUAAUAGAGUAAAUUUUGCUAUAAUGAUAUUACUUUAUAAUAGAAUUAUUUUAUUAUAAAGUAAAAUAUAAAGAAUUGUUAUUUUUUUUACUUUACUUUCAAAGUAUAAAGAUAACAUUUUUCUAUAUUUUACUCUAUAAUAGAAUAAUAAUAUUAUAGAGUAAUAGCAUUAAAGCAAAAAUUACUUCAUAAUAUAAUUAUUUAAUUUUAGAAGAAAUUAUAGAGGAAACUAUAAAGGAAAAAUAGAAAUUCAUUUGAUGCACGGUCCAACUUAUUUAAAACUUAUCAAUGGCCCAAAACUCGGAAAGCUAACCGACGAAAAUAAAGAAAACAACAUUUGACCAAACGAUAUAGAGUCCUUACUCUCGACAGACGUAUUGAACGGCCAGAAAAGUAUAGAUGAUACAGUGAUUCGUAUUAAAUGUCUAGGGACGAGGCAAGUUGAAUCUGCGUCGCAAGAAAUAUAUGACCCCAUUUUGACAAAAACCAACUAUAAUAUCUCAUUAUGAAGGACGACAAGUUGUCUUUUGUCUUAUGUGUGACGCUCUUUGCUUCUAAAAGAAGACUUUUACUAACCACACAAAAGACCAACUUUCCUCACGAGCGAAUAGAGAAUAUAAUUUAUUUAAGCGAUCUCAAUUCUCUUGUGAGAGAGAACUCGAUUCGAACAUCGAACUCACUUCACUUUAAACUCCCUUUUACUUUGAUUUAUUUCUAAUAUAAACGAGAUUUCCGAUCCACUUUGUCCUUUAAUCAUUUCUUAAAUAUAAACCCAAACUCACUCUUGAACAGUGAAUGAUGAGCGAAAUUUACAGUCACAUAUGCAUGCAUACAAUGGAAUUGUCAAACUACGUCUUUGGUGUAAUCGGCUGAAAUAUUCCAAAAUUACUGAGUAAAAAAGGAUAUUCACGUCAGUUCUAAGGCACUAGGGGACAAAGUCUGAUAUCCAUAACUUCGAGUAUUUGAGAAACUAAUGGUUUCCCCCUUUUUAUCUCAAUAACAGAAUGUAUCAUAGUUUGGUGUUCUUGGAAAUAUGUUUGUUUAAGCUUCUUCUUUUGUUUUUUUAAUUAGUUAAGCUCUAAAGACCUAGAAUUUAUCUUGUUUGGAUAUAACAUAUAGAACAAGAGAUGGAUACCUAUAGUUUAAUACCACAAUUAUGUUCACUGGAAACAAUAUACAUAACUAUUUUCAUUCGUCGUAAACUAAGAUAUCACUAUUUUAAACGUUAAAAUAGUUGUAUAGUUUAUCAAUGCUAGUCAAUAUUAUAACUGAUAGAAACAAAUUUACAACAUAUUAUAAACUUAGAAGAUAAUAAAAUAUAUUUGCAUUUUAAGAAUUUAAAAGGGAUUUAGUCUAUAAACUUAGAAGAUCAUAAACUAAAAUUGAAUUUCAAACAAUUUUAUAAGAUAUACGUAAUUGAUAUCUUAGCUCUCCCACGAUGCAUUUUAUUAUUAUUAUUAUUAUUAUUAUUAUUUUGACCGAAACACAUUCUAUUGUUAGAAUAAUGAAUACAGGACCACCCUUAGUUUAUUAAAACAUAACAAUUGAAUAAUAUGGAGUACUAUACUUACUCUAUGCUUAUCGGAUAAUGGUUUAUAUCAUAAACCGAGGUCGAAAAACGACAGGACAAGAAGGUUUGUUUAGUUAAGCUACAUGCAUGAGAAUGCAUGAACUAGACAUUUAUAACUUAUACCUUUAGGAUUCCUCCUAUUACUUAGGAUCUUUAUGGUCUUGAUUCCUUCUAUGCUGAAGAUAUUAUAAUUUUUUGUACAUUUUUGACAAUGUUACACCUUUUGUUUCGCAAGAUAUUGUUGUUUUAUUACCUGAUCAUACUUCAUACUGUUUCUAGAACGUAUAUGGAUAAAUACCAUUAAAUAUCCAGUAUAUUGAUUAUAAUAUACUAGAUAUAUUUUACUUACGCAAAUAGGAUGAUGAAAAUAUUCACUAAAUUGAUUGUAAAGUAUAAUGAUAUAUAAAAUAUAUAUACAUAUAGAAAAUGUAUAAAUAGUAUAUCAAAUUUAGAAGAUUAAAAUUCACUAAAAAAGGUUUUAGACAAUUGAUAUCCACUAUACUUAAAAUUUGAAUAUUUUUGUCUAAAACCUUUUUAAUAAAUAAUUAAAUAUUUUAAAUUUGAUAUACUGUUUAUACAUUUUCUAUAUGUAGGAUAUACUAUUUAUACAUUUUCUAUAUGUAUAUGUAUUUUAGAUAUCAUUAUACUUUACAAUCAGUUUAAUGAAUAUUUUCAUCAUCCUAUUUGCGAAAGUAAAAUAUUUUGAAUAUUAAAAAAGGUUUUAGACAAUCUUUUAAAUAUUAAAAAAGGUUUCAAUGUUUUAAGCAAAAAGGAAAUUUGAAUUUUUUUGGUAUUACAUUUUGUGUCAAACGUAGCAUUUAUUCGAACAAUUAAUAUUUAAGUAUUUAACUGUUGUGUGUACUGAUCAAAUCAAAUUUUAGCUAUAUACAAUUGAAUAUAUAUAUAAAGUGAAAUUUAUAUUUGUGUAAUAUAACCAAUUUGAUCGCAUUAUCUCGUAAUCCAUUUACAGUUAACAUGUAUGCGUUCGACAAAAAGACAUUGACAGGGUGCACAAUUAUUAACUGGUUAGGAACUUUAAGUAUAGAUCCUAGGUUACCUUAACCUAGUCUUCAAGAAAAUGUUUAGAAUGCAACAUUAUUAAUAUAAUUUUUCUUAUUAUUAAGCAUAAUCAACAUUUCAUAAUUUAAUCCGUGAUUUAUUCUUGCGCUAAUGAAAUAUGUGUAAGUUCUCUUUGGUUCAUAUUCUCGGUCACUUAGAGAUUUACAAAGUGACAAUAUCCUAUAAAGUUUAUGGAACUUUUAAAGUUAUCAUUAUAUAUAUAUAUAUAUAUAUAUAUAUAUAUAUUUGAAAACUCUUUAUCAUUAUAUUUUCUGUUAAAACUAUGUAAAUUUUAUUUCUUAUCAUAUAAUUUCUCCUUUGGGAACAUCAGUUUCUAUUUGCAGUUGUGCAUUCUUUUUUAUAAUGUAAUAAUUUAAUGUCAUAUAAUAAACGAUCGACAUAACUCGUGAUAAGAUAACAUAGUUUUUGUUCCCACCAUCCUCAACUAAGCUAUAUAUUAAUGGUCCACAUUCUAUAGAGGUGAAGCAUGUGACGUUACAAUAAUACCUAUGCAAAAAUAAUAAUGUAUAUUCCAUAUAUAUAUCAAAACUCAUAAAGUAUUUCAUUAAAAACUUAAUUAUGAAAGCAAACCAUCCUUUUUUGCCAAACUAUAAUUUCCCCACUCGACAUAUGAAUAGAGUGGUCCAAUAUAUUAUAAUGGAAUUUUUAUAAUGAAAAUUAAAAACAUGUAUUAUAGGACUUUAUUCCAAGUAUCAACAUCUUCAAAAAAUUUAUAUAAAAUCGUCCAGAAUUUUCAAUAUAUUUGGUAACAACUUGGUAUUAAUCUUUACAGCUAUACUUAAUUAAUUUAUAAUAUGGAUUCACAAAAAUAAAAACGAAAUUGUAUUAUAUAGAAAAGAAUGAUAAGUUGUUUCAAAAAGUAUAAUAAAAAUAAUAAUAAUGAUAAGUUUCUUAUAUUAUUGGUCGAACAUGGAACUACUUGAAUCAGUGUUAUACUAUCGCAAAUUUUACACCAGGCCGCCCAGUGGGUUCAAUUCUGACGACGAUCGGUCAUCUUUACCUAUUUCUCACGAACUGAUCAAUUUUCUAUUUGUUUAUAUUAGAUGAAAUAGUAAUCCUCUAGUAUCCAGAUUUAAAUGUAAUAAGCUUUGACACUUGUUGUUGAACUAUUAAAGUGGAGACAAGACACGAGUCAAUUUGUUACUCUAUAUUUUUAUAAUUAAAAAAAAAAGAAUUCCCUAAAACGUCUCAAGUCUUAUCUUUAGGAACUCAAUUUCUACUUAGUUGUGUAUCUAACAAUUAAAUUGCAUGCAUUGCAAAUCUAGAAUUCAUUUAUACAAUUUAAGCCAAAUUUUAUGGACCAAAACCCAGCUAAAAGAACAUUCCAGUCAAUGUAUAAGACUUGUAGCUUGUCAUUUUGUAAGAAACCAUUUCCACAAAUGAAAAUAAUAAUAAUAAUCCAAAUAAACGUAAAUAAAAGAAAAUAAUUCCAAAUAGACAUACAAAAAGGUAUUUUCUUGGAAACUUAUUUUAUUUUGUAAUUCCCAAAAGAAAAUAAAUAAAAUACUAUCUCUAGUAGGAAGAUGCGUCAUAACUAUGACAUAAUGGCUGGUCAAAAACCGUCAAAAUAGUUAUGUUAUAAUUAAGGAAAACAAAAUAUACUAAAACUUAAUUCUUCAGUCAAAUAACAUCUCUUGUUUCCUUUAUCACUUUGUCUAAGCUUAAGUUGUGACUUAAUUUGAAACUUAUAACACGAAUUUUCACAUAUCGACCAACACCUUCAUUCCCUUCUUCUCUCUCUCUCGAACCUGCAGUCAUGGCUGCUCCUUUGAUCCUCAAGUACCAUAAAGAUCACCAACAAGAUCCAAACCCGAACCCGACCCGCCUCUCCUCUUCGAUCCAAGAAGCCAAAUCAAUCGCCAAAAUAUCCCUCCCAAUAAUCUUAACCGGUUUACUCCUCUACUCUCGCUCAAUGAUCUCAAUGCUUUUCCUCGGCCGUCUCAACGAUCUCCCUGCUCUCUCCGGCGGCUCACUCGCCCUCGGCUUCGCCAACAUCACCGGCUAUUCUCUCCUGUCCGGUCUCUCCACCGGUAUGGAACCCAUCUGCGUUCAAGCCUUUGGCGCCAAAAGAUUCAAACUCUUAGGCCUCGCUUUGCAAAGAACCAUACUGUUGCUCCUCCUCUGUUCCCUUCCCGUCUCCAUCCUCUGGCUCAACAUCAAGAAUAUCCUUUUAUUCUUCGGACAAGACCAAGAAAUCUCGGACAAAGCAGAGAUAUUUAUCCUCUUCUCUCUCCCUGAUCUGUUUCUCCAAUCAUUCUUGCAUCCUCUCCGUAUCUACCUCCGAUCUCAAUCCAUCACUCUUCCUCUUACAUACUCUGCCUUCUUCGCUGUACUCCUCCACAUUCCGAUCAACUACCUUCUCGUUUCUUCCUUCGGUCUCGGCCUUAAAGGAGUUGCAUUAGGAGCAAUCUGGAGUAAUGUUAACCUACUAGGGUUUCUGAUCAUCUACAUCGUGUUUUCGGGUGUUUACGAGAAGACUUGGGGAGGCUUCUCAAUGGAUUGCUUUAAAGGGUGGAGAUCUUUACUAACGUUAGCAAUCCCUAGCUGCGUCUCGGUUUGUCUAGAAUGGUGGUGGUACGAAAUAAUGAUUCUUCUUUGUGGACUGUUACUUCACCCGCAAGCAACCGUCGCGUCUAUGGGAAUCUUGAUCCAGACCACCGCUUUGAUCUACAUUUUCCCUUCAUCUCUCAGUUUCAGUGUCUCAACACGCGUCGGGAACGAGCUAGGCGCGAACCAGCCUGAUAAAGCAAGGAUAGCCGCGAGGACCGGUCUCUUUUUAAGCCUAGGUUUAGGGUUUUUCGCCAUGUUUUUCGCUUUUAUGGUGAGGAAUUGUUGGGCUAGAUUGUUCACUGAUGAGGAAGAGAUUUUGAAGUUGACUUCCACGGUCUUACCGAUCAUAGGGCUAUGCGAGCUAGGGAACUGUCCUCAGACAACAAUGUGUGGUGUUUUGAGAGGAAGUGCUAGACCUAAAUUAGGAGCAAACAUUAACUUGUGUUGUUUCUACUUUGUGGGGAUGCCUGUGGCUAUAUGGUUAAGUUUCUUUGGUGGGUUUGACUUCAAGGGACUGUGGCUUGGUCUCUUUGCAGCUCAAGGCUCGUGCCUUGUUUCGAUGUUGGUCGUGUUGGCUAAGACUGAUUGGGAAGCUGAGGUUCAUAGGGCAAAAGAACUCAUGAGUAGUUCAUGUGAUGGCGAUGGUGAAUAUGAUGAUGACGAUAGCGGAAGUAAUACGAUGCCUCUUCUGUUGGAUAUAGAAGAAUGUGGGAACAACAAGCAUUUGAAUGUGGUCUAAAUCUUUGUCUCCUUGUUUGAUUUGUUGGCAGUGGCACUAACUAAAUUUGUUUUCAUUGUAAACUCUCUAAUUCAUUAUUUCAGAAAACACUUCAAACAUUUGAAAUCAUUUGAUUUUAAAACUAUUAUGUAAACUAUUAUGGCAUCAUAUGAGCAAAGCAUAUGAUAGAGUAGAAUGGGAUUUUAUUGAGGCUUUAUUGCAGAAAAUGGGUUUUGAUCUUCAUUGGAUUAAAUUGAUGAUGGAAUGCAUUUCAUCGGUCCAAUAUCGGGUUCUUAUAAAUGGUCAACCCCGUGGCCUCAUUGUUCCACAUAGAGGUCUACGUCAAGGAGAUCCUUUAUCGCCUUAUUUAUUUAUUCUCUGCACUGAGAUUUUAAUUGCAAACAUAAAAAAGGCGGAGAGAGAGAAACAAAUUACAGGGAUGAAGGUAGCUAGAGCUUGCCCAUCGAUUUUUCAUUUGCUUUUUGCGGAUGAUAGUCUCUUCUUUUGUAAAGCUCAAAAGGAAGAGUGUCAAACCAUCCUUAGGAUUUUAAAGGAUUAUGAGGCAGUCUCAGGCCAGCUAAUAAAUUUUGAUAAAUCUUCCAUUCAAUUUGGAUAUAAGAUUGAAGAACCUGUCAGACAGGAAUUAAGAGAUAUUUUGGGUAUUCAGAAUCUUGGAGGAAUGGGAUCAUAUCUUGGUCUUCCAGAAAAUCUGGAGGGAUCAAAGAUUCAAGUUUUUAGUUUUGUUCAGGAUCGUUUAAAUAAUAGAGUAAAUUGAUGGACUUUCAAGUUUUUUACAAAAGGGGGAAAAAAGUGAUUAUUAAGUCGGUGAUCACGGCAUUACCAAAUCAUUCGAUGUCAUGUUAUCGAUUACCUAAAGCAACGGUGAAAAAACUAACAAGUGCGGUAUCACAAUUUUGGUGGAGCCCAGGGGGAAGCACAAGAGGAAUGCACUGGAAAUCAUGGGACAAGGUAUGUGCAGAUAAGGAGGAAGGUGGCUUAGGUUUUAAAGAUAUCACUGAUUUCAACACAGCAAUGCUUGGUAAACAGUUAUGGCGUCUGAUAGAGAAGCCAAAUACUUUAUUUUCUCGAGUAUUCAAAGGUCGGUAUUAUAGGAAUGCUUCACCUUUGGAACCGAUUCGCUCAUAUUCUCCGUCAUAUGGCUGGCGGAGUAUUGUUUCUGCUAGAUCUCUGGUUAGCAAAGGACUAAUCAAAAGGGUGGGAUCAGGAUCUUCUAUAUCAGUAUGGAAUGACCCUUGGCUCCCAACCACUCGCCCGAGACCAGCUAAUAAAAAUCAACACAAUCUAUAUCCCCAUCUUACAGUAGAGUCCCUCAUUGACUCUACCUCGCGUACUUGGAAUUUAGAGGUAAUUCGGGCUUUGGUGGAUCCUCAGGAUGCAAAACUUAUAGAAAGUAUUCCACUAAGUAGGAAUCAGAGGGUGGAUAGAGAGGGAUGGCACUUUACAAAAAAUGGAAAAUAUACGGUUAAAUCAGGAUAUCAGGUAGAACGGAUUUAUCCAGACAAAGAAAAACCACCAUUACUGAUUGGUCCCACGGUUGAUGUUUUGAAGGCUUACUGCUGGAAAAUACGGUGUCCACCAAAGCUAAAGCAUUUUCUAUGGCAAUUAGUGACAGGAUGCAUAGCAGUUCGGAAGAAUUUACAAGUAAGGGGGAUUCAAGGGGAUAUUUGUUGUACCCGAUGUGGAGCUCCUGAGGAAUCAAUAAAUCAUGUAUUUUUUGAAUGUCCUCCAGCUCUCCAGGUUUGGGCUCUUUCGAAGAUACCAUCAAACCCAGUCUAUUUUCCAACAAGUUCCCUAUUCACAAAUAUGGAUCAUCUAUUCUGGAGAGUUCUCCCGCAGAUGGAGGAUCACCAGUUUGCAUGGAUUCUAUGGUAUAUCUGGAAAGGUAGGAAUAAUAAAGUUUUCAGCAACUUGGAUAUAGAUCCUAUGGAUACGAUUAAAUUGGCGGAAACAGAAUCAACAUUAUGGGCUGAGGCACAAGUAGUAAAUGACCAAAGGAUGCUAACACCAAGAAUAGGCACGGUAUUGUCGUCGAUCCCAGGAAGAUGGUGUUUUACGGAUGGCUCGUGGAAGGAGGGUACUAGAUUUUCAGGACAAGGUUGGCUUAGUACUUUGGAAGGUUUCGAUGGAUUACUGGGGGCGAGGAAUGUAAGGGCUAGUCUUUCGCCUCUUCAUGCGGAGAUGGAAGCACUUUUAUGGGCAAUGGAAUGCAUGAGGAACUUACGUCAAUUUCAGGUUACGUUUGCAACGGAUUGUUCUCAAUUGGUGAAGAUGGUUUCGGAACCAGAAGAAUGACCAGCUUUUGCAACUUAUUUGGAAGAUAUCAAGACCCUGAAAGAGAGUUUCAUGCGAUCAGAAAUAAUCUAUGUACCACGGACGCAAAAUACAAAGGCGGAUAGUCUAGCACGCUGUGCUAGAAAACAACCGUCUUUCGUCGUUCACAUGGAUGCAGAUCACCCGGUUUGGUUCACAGAGUCAAUAUGAGUCUGUAUUGUUGAUGACAAAAAAAAAAAAAGAAGUUAAUAUUCCCUUGUUGAAAGCAAUGUAAAAGUGAUUAGAUGUAAAUCUUAUAACAUGUCUCAUGUCAUUAAAUAUCAUUGGGCGUGACUUGUUUCAUGAAAAUGACUUUUAAAACUGAGUUCUCUAUGUCAAGUGGUUUGUGUUUAUAUAAUGUAAAUGUGUAUGUAUAUAUAUGAAUCUGGUUAAGCAAUUAAAGGACAAGAUAGAAGUUGGUUUCGUUGCCGGGAAAUUCUUGUGCAAGAGAAAGAAAAAGAAGACUUCUGUUAUUACAUCAAACAGCCUGAACAAGUGUUUGGUGGUCCUCCAUGCACUCGUGGGUUUACGCGCCUAAGCGCGUGUAAAUAACAUAAAGAGUUGUGAUUCUUUGACGACGGCAAGAAAUAUUAACGUCUCCGUCAAGGUAGCCGACGACGUGAACGACCCGCUUUUCUUUUGUCUUCUUCAUCGUUUACUCUCUUUUACUCCACUAAAAUCGCCGACUUGACCCGAUAAGCCGACCCGCUUCAGUCCACGUAAUUAGAAAAUAUAAUAUUAAAAAUUUGGAUUCACACUUUACUUGUAGAAAUAUAUUAUUUCCCACUAAUUAGUUUGAAAUAUCUAUGCGAAUGACAGAAGUGCAUCUGGUGGUAACUAAUUAGUUUGCUGUUUUUUUAGUAUCCGCCUUUGUAGGCGUGGAUGUGUAGUUGGAUGAGUCUUUCUAACCCAUUUUUGUAGUGGUUGUGAUGCAAGCUGUGUUGCUUGGAGGUGUUGUUGUAUGGAACCAAGUUAAUAUAUAUAUGAUUUCAAGUUGGGAAAAAAAAAUAUAUUAUUUCCCACUGUUAGACUAAGAAUGUAACAAAGUCAUGGUGUUGUUAGAAAGGAACAAAAAAGACCCAUAAGAUGAAGCAAGAAGAAAUGCAAUUAGUUUUGAAUUUGCCACUAAAAUCAAACUUUUCUUUUCCUCAAGUGUGCCAACUUGCUGUUAUAUAAACGUAGCUUCUGAUGUCUUUCAACCUCCAUCACCUCUUUUUUUUUCUUGAAACCCACAACCUCCAUCACCUCACUUCUUUUAUUUCCUUUAAUUAUUUUGGCCACCUAUAUAUUUUUUUUGUUGAAAAACAGUUUAGAGAUUAUUUUUUAUAGCAUUCAUUUUAGGGUUAAUCGGUGGAAUAACCAUGAUUAAUUUUUUUGAAAAAAUAACCAUAACAAAAAAUUGUUAGAGGUGAGAAAAUAAUUAUGCAUAAGUGUGGACGCUUCUCUCCUUCACAAUAAGUUAGUAUGUGACACAAGUAGUAGGGUUCACACUAGCAAGUGUAGAGUGAAGCCUAAUAUGUUAUAGAUGUGUAUGCUAUUCUAUUUAUAUAUCCCAUAAUUGUAUGGUAUGCUAACGACAUUGCUUAAAUUCUAGGUUUCAUAUAUUAUGGUGUACAAUAUAUAAUAAAUGGAACGACAAAUAUAUACUAUGCCAUAAGAACUUGAUUGCAGAAACAUUCACAUUGCUAAAAUCUAGACUCUUAUUUGGAGAGUUAUUAGGCUUGAUAAAGAAUGACAAUUGUACUACACUAUAUGUGUUGACAAAAUAGUAUAGCAUAUUUCAUUUAUACCAAUAACAUAUUAUUAAGCAUAAUUGUCUUACUGACUGCACUAGUCAGACCAAACAAAAGAAAAAUUUCCAACCCACGGAACACAAUGAAGACCAAUACAUAGUACAAUCUCUAAUUACAAACUGUCCAAGUGAAAUCAAACAAAACAAAUUAAAAAAAGAGGAGAGAGAAAGGAAUCGAGAGAAAAGAUGAAGCUCCAAACAGAGAGAAAGAGA